AUGUCGGACGAGAACAGCUCUCGAAGUCCGACCUCGCCGGUCACAACGACGAGCAACAUCAGCAGAAAGCAGACCGUGUCCUCGCCAGGAACAACAGCUUCGCCAGUGUCCUCGGGCCAUUUCAAGCGCCCCAUGGCGGUAGAUGAGAAUUCCCAGAUGCGGCGACGGCCGCCGUUUGGCCACAUACCCGCAGAGACUUCUUUCGCAGAGAAGGGCCUAGGGAGGAGACGGAGCUCAACUUUGUCGGACUAUAGCUUCACCGAAGCCAGGGACUUUUUGAACCCGAGACUCGGCGAGAUGACAUCGCCAACGUCGGCCGACGACCUGUCAAAGUGGGCUUCGAUUCCUCUCGCCUUCGCCCUUCUCCCUGCCGUCGGCGGCCUGCUCUUUCAAAAUGGUAGCGCCGUCGUGACGGACGUCAUGCUACUAGGCCUUUCGGCCGUGUUCCUGCACUGGUCUGUGACACAUCCAUGGAACUGGUAUCAUUCGGCGCAAGCAGUGCGCGUUCGCGCCGAGGUCAGCACAAGCGCCGUGAUUGAUGAUGACAGUGAGACGGAACAGGCCGUCGGUAGCCCCUCCUCAGCGACCUCGACGGCUAACGGUCACACGGCGAACGGAAGUAUCGACGACACGCCCGAGAUGCCCACGACGCCCACGUCCUUCGUGCAGGAUCAAGUGCCCAAGACGACGGCCCGGUCCAGGAAGGAAGAUGCAAUGGCCGAGCUCUGGUUGCAUGAGAUUCUGGCCUUGAUAUCGUGCUUCAUGUUCCCGAUGCUGGGGGCGUACCUGCUGCAUGCCAUCCGCGCGCAGCUGAGCCGGCCCUCUGAGGGUCUCGUAUCCAACUACAACCUGACCAUCUUCCUGCUGGCCGCAGAGGUUCGCCCGCUGUCGCACCUGAUGAAGCUGGUCCAAUGCCGGACCAUUCAGCUGCAGCGAGACGUCCACGUGAACCCGUACAAGGACGACGGCGUCACGUCGGACCAGGUCAGGGUGCUGGUGGCCCGCUUGGAGAUGCUGGAAUCGCGGCAGGAGCCGACGCAGUUCAAGCCGAACGGCAACUCGGACAACUCCAAGAUCAAGCAGGAAGCCUCCAUCGCCCGCGAUGUCCGCAACGCCAUCCAGCCCGACCUCGACGCGCUGAACCGGGCCGUGCGGCGGUACGAGAAGAAGGCCACGGUGCUCGCAUUCCAGACCGAGUCGCGCUUCGCAGCCGUCGACACGCGCCUGAACGACGCCAUCGCCCUCGCCGCGGCAGCAGCCAAGAACAGCGCGGCCCGGCCGGGCUUCAUGCAGUGGCUGGUCGAGUCGGUGUGGGCCUUCAUCACGAUGCCCUUCUUCGCCAUGGUCGCCCUGCUGGUGCUGCCUUUCAAGACGGUCCGCGGGAUGCUCAAGCGCAAGAAGAAGUCGCUGCCGGAAAGGACGUCCAGGUCGGGCCGCAACGGCAAGGCCAUGGGGCACGGUCGAAUCGCGGCGGACAGGCCACCGAGCCGGGUUUCGAAGAGGUGA
Messenger RNA from Colletotrichum spaethianum, 1506 nucleotides. RefSeq lists its product as uncharacterized. The transcript is spliced from 2 exons. NCBI's taxonomy places the organism in Eukaryota, Fungi, Ascomycota, Sordariomycetes, Glomerellales, Glomerellaceae. The record is from RefSeq and is a predicted model, not a curated record. Bases 1 to 1506 code for a protein of 501 amino acids.